AUGGCCCAGCCCUCUACCCCGGCCUCUCAGACAUCGAACUCCAUUUUUGGUGACGGCCUCUCCCAGCCCGACGCAUCGAGCCACCAGUCUUCGGCGACGCCAUUCACGAUGGCUGCUCCAACGCCCCCAUCCGCCGUUCCCGACUCCAACAACACUUACAUAAUGGCCAAUUCUCCCACCAAGGCCCGGCCGUCAGUCGAUGGCUACAGACCCAAGGUCACUCGUACUCUGGGACAGCGACCGGCAUGUCUUGUGAAUGCCUCGGUCACAUACUGUGGCAACAAUGAGAUAUACGCUUUUGGCGGCUUUGAUCAGUAUACCGAUGAGGUGUACAACCAUGUCUUGCGACUCGACCUUGUCAGCCACCAAUGGAGCCUGGUCGACAACUAUGGUGACAUCCCAGGUGUACGCAUGGGACACACUGCGACACUUUACCAAGGCGACAAAUUGCUCGUCUUUGGUGGCGAAAACGAACAUCGCACUUAUCUCUCCGAUUUAAUCAUCUUCGAUCUGAAAACUGCACACUGGACCCAGCCUACGGUCUCUGGCCCCAUACCAAAAGGUCGAGCGCGGCAUGCAGCGACACUGCACGAAGAUAAAUUGUUCAUCAUUGGCGGAAUCACCGGGACGAAUAAUUAUGUUCUUGACGACCUUUGCUACCUCGAUCUGAAAACAUUUACUUGGUCUAAAACAUGGCGCUUUAUUGGCCGGUUUGAUCAUUCCGCCUACAUCUGGGGAGAGCGCUUGUGGGUGUUCGGCGGCCUCAGUGAGGACAUGGACAAGGUUAGCGAUAUGUGGUGGUUGGACCUGAAGGGUGUACCCGAGUUCGACUCACGACCCCAAAUCGGCGUCUACGAUCGACCCGCUAGCGGCAACCGUACCGAUUCUCCUCGACCACCAUACACAAUGGGCCACAGCCCUGCAGUCGGGACAUCUGGAUACGCCGCCAACUCGCGUACGGCUCAGGUCAACCCCCCAUCUGUACAACUGAAGGCAUACGCACCAGUUGCCCCCGGUGCGAUAUCUGCUUUGAAAUUUACUUCGGGCCCCAACAGCCCGUCGCAGGGCUCUGGUAUUCACUUUCACAUAUACUCGUCAGGCACACUGCUCGACUUUGUGUCACCGGCCGCUACCAUCACGCAUCGCGAAUGCUCUCUGUCUGCACUUGACUUGACUACAUUGCGAUGGCAGAAGUUGGCAGAUGGUCAAGAAAUGUUCAAAUCAGGGUAUCGAUGGCACUAUUGUACUAUGAAUGAAGAUGGCACGAAGGCCUGGCUGCUUGGCUGCCCUCUUGAUCCUAUCGGUCCAGAAUUCGGACCCGGGGGCUACGAGCUAUAUCUUAGUGAUGUUAUGGAAGUUGACCUUCGACGUUACGGCCUUCUUGGAAAUAAUUUGGCACCACAAGCCAGUGUCGAAGCCCGACCUUCGGCCUUGGCGCGGCCGCUCGACCAACCAUCCCACGGCCUUGGCGCAGACUUGGCCAAGACGUUUGAUAAACCACCCGAGUCGGGCAGCGGCACAGACUUUGUCAUCACCGCGCUUGCGGAUGGCGCAGAAGACGAUGACAUGCUCAGCUCGGGUCUGAUUCGCAGUGCGGAAGAGCCUACAGAGAACUGGCUGGCACCCGAUGCUACAACUUCAAGGCCCAUCUAUGUUCACAAGCUGAUUCUGCAAGCUCGCUGGGCCCAUUUUGCGCGACUUUACAACGCUCAGAUGGCUGAGUUCCAUACGAAAAAGAUGCACAUACCAGAGCCGUAUCCUGUCGUACGCGCAUUCCUACUCUACCUAUACACAGACAGCAUCCACGGCAACGUCGAAGCUGGCGGCGAAUCCCUCACCGGCAUUGACGAGGUUACAGGCCUGCUGGUCAUGGCCAACAUGUACGGCAUCCCGCACCUGCGGCUGCUCUGUGUCAACCGCCUCGCCAAGGAGCUCGACGUGGAAAACGCCUGCCUGAUCUGGUACUCGGCCGGCCUCGCCGACGAGGAGUGGCUGCGCAAGCGCGCGGCCGGCCUAUGCAUGACGCACUGGGGCCGCAUCGUCCGCACGCAGGGCUUCUUGCAGCUGCCGCGCCACGCGCUCGUCGAGCUCUCGCAGGAGAUUGACAUGGAGGGCCGCGUCGUGGCCGGCGAGGAGCUAGAGUGGUCCAGCAUGGGUGCCGGCGGCGGCGGCGGCCGCUACGGCAGCGACGAUCGCAAGGGCAGCGUCGGCAGUAACCAGCUUGCCGAGUCGUCCGAGGUGGACGAGGACGACGGCAUGGAAAUCAACUAA
Molecule: messenger RNA, 2271 nt
Organism: Akanthomyces muscarius
Lineage: Eukaryota; Fungi; Ascomycota; Sordariomycetes; Hypocreales; Cordycipitaceae
Exons: 3
Coding region: 1-2271 (756 amino acids)
Cellular component (GO): cell cortex of cell tip
Molecular function (GO): protein binding
Source: RefSeq, a predicted model, not a curated record